This is a messenger RNA of Emiliania huxleyi CCMP1516, 1770 nucleotides long. RefSeq lists its product as hypothetical. The coding region runs from base 1 to 1770 and encodes 589 amino acids. Lineage: Eukaryota; Haptophyta; Isochrysidales; Noelaerhabdaceae. The record is from RefSeq and is a predicted model, not a curated record. The transcript is spliced from 7 exons.
AUGGAGGUCGGGGUGCCCGCGCUGCCAGCGGGGUGGACCACCUUCCGGCGGGGCGCGGUGCCACUCUACCUACACCUGGCCUCGCGCGCGGUGCUCGCCACACCACCUCGCACCCUUCCUGGCUCCUCACGCGAGCUGACGGCGGUCAGUGAUGUCUCACCGGGCGAAGCGGCGCUCGUGGCGGCGCUCAACGCCGCGGCGCGGCAAAGCCUGGGCCCCGCGAACGCGCAGCCAGUGUCGGGCCUGCACCAGUGCGGCCUCACGGCGUCCGUCCCGGCCGUCCUCCCUCCGCAUCUCAUGGCGCGCCCUCCACAGCCGAACGCCAGCGCUCCGUGUACGCAACUCACGAGAGGUGUCGAGUCGCCCGCCGAGACAGCCAUUCGCUUCCUACGCGCCUAUGUGUGGGAGACGCUCGGCGUGGUCGUCGAGAUGCGGGCGCGCCCCUCCGGUGCCGCGGGCGCCGCCGGCGCAGCAGCGGUGGCAACGGAGGCGGCGGGAGAGGCGGGAGCGGAAGCAAAGGCGGCAGGCGGGGCGGUCGGCUCGUGGUUUGCUGCCGAGUGUCACGUGGACGGCUUGCUCCUCGGACGCGCGGCGGUGCUCGGCAACCCGGAGCUGUGGCCGCACGUCGCGAUGCGCGGCGGCAGGCUCGUUCCUCUACCGCGCGCCUCGCCGCCUCUGCAGUCGCUCUCGGUGUGGGACGAUUCAAUCGUGGAUGCCAACGAGUUUGUCUGGACAACCCGCACGCCGGCGCAAGUGCUCGCUGACCUCGCGGCGCUCCGGCUCGGGAAGUACGUCGGCGUUGGCGAGGGCGUGUGCCGCCGGCGGGCGGCGCAGCUGUCCAAGCUCGAGCUCGUGCGCGAGGCUCUGCGCGAGCACUACCCGCAGCUGCAGCUGUGGAGCGACGUGCAGCUGCUCGAGGCCGACAAGAGGAGCAUCCGCACCGACAAGCGGGCGGAGAGGGAGCGAGGCCGCAGCCAGGGCGCCGAGGGGGGCGGCGCCGACGGGUCUGCUCCCGGCGGAUCCUCAUCCGAGGGGGGGGCACCCGCCGCCCCGCCGCCCGCCACGGCGCGGCCAGAGGCCUCGCAAGCUUGCGCCGACGCCGCGCUGGCGGCGGCGGCCGACGGCGGCGGCGGCGGCGGCGGCGGCGGCGGCGGCGGCGGUGGCGGUGGCGGUGGUGGCGGCGGUAGCCGACAGCUCGCCGGAGAGGGUGCCGGGUUCGUCACGAGCUGGCAGAACCAGUUUCGCGUCGAGUCCGCGCGGCGGAAGCGGGUGGCGAGGGACGGCGAGGUCGGGGAGAGCGAGACGCGCUUCACGAUGAACGAGAUUGAGGCUGGGGCGGAGGCGCUCUCCGCAGAGGCGCGGCGGCGGCUGCGCGCGGCCAUGGCGCGGCUCGAGGCGCUGGCCUCGGCCUCGGCUGUCUCCGAGGCGAUGCGGAGAGACGAGCCGUCGCACUUGAGCGCCGCUCUCGGCGAGGGUGCAGGGGGCCCGCCCCUCGCUCCGUCGGCGCGGCUUGGCGGGCUGGCUGCUUUGGGCGGAGGCACCGAGCUUGAGGAGCAACAGCAGCAGCAGGCGGCGGUGGAGGCGGUGGACGCGAGCAGCGCCGCGCCCGCCGCGAAGCGAGCGAGGAGGGCGUGGGCGCCGUGGAAGGCGGGGACGAAGGGCCACGCCGCACUAGCGGAGCUCGCCGCCACGAGGGAGGCGGGCGCGUUUGGCGGUCAGCGGGCGGCGCCCCAAGGGAGAGGGCGGUCGGAGCUGAGGCUGCUGGGAUGA